CUUUUGUUGUCCACCUGGACCUCGUCGGACCCCCCGUAUCGCUUGGUCGAUGCUCGCGUCAUGACCCCAGGUCGACGGGAUCACUCGUUGAGUUUAAGCAUAUCAAUAAGCAGAGGGAAAGAAACUUACCAGGAUUUCCCUAGUAACGGUGAGUGAACCGAGAAGAGCCCAGCUUGAGAAUCGGGUGCCUCCGACAUUCGAAUUAUAGUUUGGAGAAGCGUCCUCAGCGACGGAUCGGGCCCAAGUCCCCUAGAAAGGGGCACCGUAGAGGGGGAGAGCCCCGAUGUGCCUGGACCCUAUCGCACCACGAGGCACUGUUCAUGAGUCAGGUUGUUUGGGAAUACAGCCCCAAUCGGGUGGUAAAUUCCAUCCAAGGCUGAAUACGGGUGAGAAACCGAUAGCGAACAAGUACCACGAGGGAAAGAUGAAAAGGACUUUGAAAAGAGAGUCAAAUAGUGCUUGAAAUUGUUAGGAGAAAAGUGGAUGGGGGUCGACGAUGCGCCCCAGUCUGAUGUGGAACGGUGAGAGCCGAUCCAUCGAUCGGCUCGGGGCAUGGACCGACGCGGGUCAUGGCGAUGGCCUAAGCCCGAGCUUUCGACGUGCCCACGGAGAUGUCAUCGUCGUGAUCAUGGAAUGCAGCACAUGUCGUCUCGGCAUGCCUCGGCACCCGCGUGCUCCUAGCAUUAGCCUACGGGCUCCCCAUCUAGCCCAUCUUGAAACACGACCAAAGAGUCUGACAUGCAUGCGAGUCAACGGGCCAAAAAACCCGUAAGGCACAAGAAAGCUGAUU
Molecule: messenger RNA, 790 nt
Organism: Durio zibethinus
Lineage: Eukaryota; Viridiplantae; Streptophyta; Magnoliopsida; Malvales; Malvaceae
Source: RefSeq, a predicted model, not a curated record